Messenger RNA from Aspergillus udagawae, 3990 nucleotides. Its product is annotated as CHAT domain-containing protein. The transcript has a single exon. Lineage: Eukaryota; Fungi; Ascomycota; Eurotiomycetes; Eurotiales; Aspergillaceae. The record is from RefSeq and is a predicted model, not a curated record. Bases 1 to 3990 code for a protein of 1329 amino acids.
AUGAGGUCUGAUCAGUUUUGGAAUGUAUGUGGAGGAUCACUAUUCCAGGAAGAGUACCGAGGCGACCUGGAUGCUGCCUGGCAGGAACUGCAGCGAAUUCGUCCCGAUCAUUCCGUGGCCGAACCGCAGAUUAAGGCAGAGUACCUCUGUUGUUUCGCGAUUUAUUCCAUCAUCACCGGUAAUUUAGCAGAAGCAUAUCGGACCUUGGAAAAUUUGCAUGCUUUGCUCGACACUCUGCCGGCAGAAUGGGGCUUGCGAUAUACCAUCUACAUGUUGUUGGCGGACUAUACGCGCCAAUACCCGCCAACGCUCCGAUUCUACCACGAGCGAGGAAAACCUGUGAGCAUCGCCAUGCUCAGCGAUAUCUCGGGCCCUAAAGAAAUGAGCGAUAGAUUCAUGGAAAGAGUUCGGACGUAUUUCGCAACCGGCUCAGUUCGCAAUAAGGCUUUAUGUCAGAUUCUACGCGAGGUCAUGUGGUUCCCCAUGCUGGCCAGAAAGCUGAAUGCUGAGCUUGAUCCUCUGUUUCCCGGUGGCCUCUUCCAUAAUACAAGCGCAGAUCCCGAUGAUAUAAUUGCGCAGCAUGCUGCCGGCUUGAUUGAAUGCCGUGAAAGUGCUGAAAAGGCCGGUGAGAUGUGGAUCGCAGCCUAUCUCUCUCGGUUGCUUGUGGAAUUCCGCAUCGCGUCUCAAUCAUCGGACUGGAUGACUGCGCUGAACGAUCUAUAUGAUAUAUAUCACUGUCAAGAAGAUUUUGCGGGAACGGCCAAUUGUCAAAUGAUGAAAGGAGAUGGUCUCCUAGGUCCAUCGUUCACCAGUCCCUUGACAUUGAACUUGGUCCUUGUUGACGCCAGCUCCGCCAUCGGAGAGGACAAUUUAUGGGAUCCUGUUGAACUUGAGCUGAAGGAUCAGUACUCCUCUCAAGUCAAGGAAUGUUAUGAAGCCGCUUUGGAGUUGUUCGGGAGAGCCAACUGUAGGAGAGGUCAAGCAGCGGUUCUGCUACGGCAAGCGUGUUGCCUUCAUAUCGCGGCGCGGCGACUUAAACCAACUGAUUCAAGUCUAUCCACCCUCAUACACGAUGCUCGUGCCAAGCUAGAACAGUCAAAACAGCUCUUUGGGAAAGAUGAAGUCAAUUGCCAGAUUGUAACGGCCCACCAGGUCCUGCUCGAUAUCACCAUCGGAGACAACCGGAAAGUCAAGCGGACCGCAAGGGGCAUCGGAACAUGGGCAGCGCAAGCAAAGAACCAGUCUGUGGGCCACUGCCUUGGACUCCUCAUAUUCCGCUUCGCCCGCCAGGAAUGGUACACGUUCGCCAGAAUGGAUAAUGCCCUCGUGGCAUGGGAAUGCGCCUAUGAGAUCUUCGAGAGUAUUGACGAUGUCCUACCCAUGUUCCAGUCGGUCGUCUCUCGCGCCUGGGUACAAGGAGAAAUGUUCAACCUGGCCGCGCUCAAAAUCUUGGUGGACAAGGCCGUAGAAAUGGUUGACAUAGUUCGUCAGUAUUACGACAUCCUGGCCGAGAGUGCCCCGGAUACCGAUUUGGGAGAGGCAGAUCGAGUCGUCACUCAGGCCAACAAAUUUAAUACCCUUUCGAGCUUUGGGUCAAAGGUAAGUACCAUGUACAUGCGUCUGGGAGAUCCCCAGCUGGCGCACGCGUGGCAGUCGAAGUUUGCAGGAAUAAUGGAGGACGAUGAAAGCUUCCGAGAAAUGAGAGAGCAAAUGGAGAACGGAUUGGAUUUCCAGAGCGUCUCCCCUGCAUUAUCCUGCUCUAAAGCGGGGUUGAAAGGUUUGUGGCAAAGAAGGGUUGUAGAAGAUGCUAUGGCUGCCAGGUUUCGCGACGCGAUGUUCCAAUUUCAAGAAUGGCUUGACAAAGGUGACAUCGUAAGGGCCGAGGCAGUAUACCGUCGCUUCAUGGAUGAGACAGAGAACAUGGAGUCAUCUUAUGCCCGGGAUUGCUAUCGCCUCCUAUUUUGCAGGAGCGUUGGAGAUCAGACUUCGGCGCGGAUGAUCCUCGAUAGCAUGGACGAUAAUGCGCUCUUUCAAGAUAACCUGAAAGAUUAUCAGCAGGGCAUCGGAGUCAAAUCUACCUUUUCAGACGUUGCAGACAACGCGCUUAUGUUUUGUCUGCUGUCCCAGGGCGAGGAGAGGGCCUAUCGCGUUGUUCAAAUCAUCCAGCAAAUCUCACCAACCUUCUAUGAUACAAUGGAUGAUAAUGUCAUUGACCAUUCCUUUCGUCUGAGCUACUAUGGCGCGACCAUGCUGUAUAAUGGUCACUCGCAGGUCGCUCUCCGCCGUUUGCUCGAAGCCCGUCAAUUGAUUGAGCUUCGGCGCCAACAGACUACGGAUGUCGACGCCCGCGUUGGGACAUUCAAUCCAGGAUGGAUGGUGGAGGUAUACCUCAAUCUUGCACGAGCUUGCCUCAAGUGCGCGGAUACAAGGGUAUCAUUAGAAAUGCUGCAAAUGCUUGAUCACGGCCAUCCGGACGACCUGUCGUGGGAGGAACAUGCCCUGCUGUUCCUAGAAGAAAGUAGAGCCCGUGCCGUGCUUGAAGCUCUGAAGACGCAGAUUCCUCAUGACCAAGACGAACAUAAUCCAUCAGCCGCUCUGUCAGAACUGAUGCAGAAACGCAGGCUGCUGAGGACGCUACUUGGUUUGAGGCAACGAACACCUGAGCAAGAAGAGGAGAUCGGGGAGCUUCGGAGUCAGAUCAGCCACGUAGAAGCUGGUCAAGUUUCUGGAACAGCCAGCCCUUUCUUUGAUAUGGCAGAUUCAAUUGUAACACCGAGAUUACUUUACCAAAGCAUCGAUGCAGAUGCAGUGGUGAUAGAAGCAACGUUCGGCUACCAGGGCUUCAUUGCCUUUGCCGUGACCAGCGAUGGAGUUCAGAACAUAUACCAAGAUCGCACUCGCAGCGUCGACAUCCGGAAGCCUGUUAUGCAGAUGAUGAAGGUCUUGACAGAGAUGACUGGAUAUUUGGGGGAUAAAGAGGAGGAGAGGAAGGAGUUGUUCAGUGAAUAUGCGCAGCAAAUCUCCAGGCUCCUGGUCGAACCGUUCAAGAAAACAAUCAGGCAGAAGAAGCAUGUAAUCUUCUCUACCUCUGAUCCGUUGACCGCGUUUCCCUUUUCAGCACUUGUUUUAGAGGGCCAGCCCCUCAUGGCACGCUUCGCAGUGUCACAAAUUCCCGGACUCACGGUCCUGUAUCAUGUUUCUCAACGCGAGUCUCAAUCGGCUGCUCCAACCGUGUCGGUUUUUGCCCGGUCUCCCUCCGCGGAUGCACCCAGUACCAUGAGAGACAAGCAAGAGGCGAAUCUGCACUUGGCGGGGAUUGAAGCGGUGAACAUUGCGAGAACAUUCUCAACGUGGCCAGUUGAUGCAAAGAAUGUGACGCGAGCCGAAUUCCGCAAGUAUGUCGAGGGCAGCUCCUCCAUCCUUCACAUUGGCACUCACGGCGACGUGGACAAUCGCAACCCUCUUCUGUCGUCAAUCUCGAUCGGGGAAGACUUUCGUGUCCUUGACAUGUCCACAAUAAAAACCAACGUCAAUCUUCUCGUCUUUGCGGCAUGCCUAAGCGGUUUGGGUCGAGCGACCACAGGCAGCGACAUACUGGGAUUCUCUCACGUCAUCCUUAGUACCGGCUGUCAGGCGUAUAUCGGGACCCUCCGUAAAGUCAGCGAUUUUGCCUCAAUGCUGCUGAUGACAUUGUUUUAUCGAACGUUGAAAGAAGCACCCUCGAUGCCAUUGGCAUGUAUCCUUCGACGGGUGCAGUUAGAAAUAGGCCAGUUUGACAGUGAGCGCGCGGCAGAUUACCUCGAUCAGUUGAUGCAGACCUCACCUUCAGGCGACGGCGACUCUCGCGGCCCAAAGGACUUUGUGCCAGAUGUGGAGUAUAUGAUCUGGACAACAAAGAUGAUCUUGGAUCAGCUGGAUUGGUCUAGUCCGUUCUUCUGGGCACCAUAUGUGCUUAUGGGAUACGGCAGCUUGCGGUUUGCGACGCAAUAA